Messenger RNA from Aspergillus ruber CBS 135680, 2706 nucleotides. RefSeq names its product putative peroxisomal multifunctional beta-oxidation protein (MFP) (gene mfp). Gene Ontology annotation, molecular function: oxidoreductase activity. The coding region runs from base 1 to 2706 and encodes 901 amino acids. The record is from RefSeq and is a predicted model, not a curated record. NCBI's taxonomy places the organism in Eukaryota, Fungi, Ascomycota, Eurotiomycetes, Eurotiales, Aspergillaceae. The transcript is spliced from 4 exons.
AUGUCCGACUUGCGCUUCGAUAACCAGACCGUCGUCGUUACCGGUGCUGGCGGUGGUCUUGGAAAGGCAUAUGCCACUUUUUUCGCCUCGAGAGGCGCCAACGUCGUCGUCAACGACCUGGGUGGUUCUCACGCCGGUGAGGGCAAGUCGUCAAAGGCCGCAGAUGUCGUGGUAAACGAAAUCCGCUCCGCCGGCGGCAAAGCCGUCGCCAACUAUGACAGCGUCGAGAACGGCGAAGCCAUCAUCAACACCGCAAUUCAGAACUUCGGCCGCGUGGACGUGCUCAUCAACAACGCCGGUAUCCUGCGCGAUGUCAGCUUUAAGAAUAUGAAGGACCAGGACUGGGAUUUGAUUAAUAAGGUGCAUACAUAUGGUGCUUAUAAGUGUGCUAAGGCCGCGUGGCCGCACUUCCGGAAACAGAAAUAUGGGCGGGUGAUUAACACUGCUUCGGCUGCGGGAUUGUUUGGGAGUUUUGGACAGGCUAAUUAUUCCGCUGCCAAGUUGGGUCAGGUUGGAUUUACGGAGACUCUUGCUAAGGAGGGUGCCAAGUAUAACAUUAUUGCCAAUGUUAUCGCUCCUAUUGCCGCGAGCCGUAUGACCGCUACUGUUAUGCCCCCUGAUGUUCUCGAGAACCUGAAGCCCGACUGGGUAGUUCCAUUGGUGGCCGUCUUGGCCCACGCCUCGAACACUUCAGAGACUGGCUCGAUCUUUGAAGUCGGUGGUGGCCACAUGGCCAAGCUCCGCUGGGAGCGUGCCAAGGGUGCUCUCCUGAAGACUGAUGCUUCGUUGACCCCUGGUGCCAUCGCUAGAAAGUGGAACGAUGUCAACGACUUCUCUCAACCCGACUACCCCACUGGCCCUGCUGACUUCAUGAGCUUGUUGGAGGAUGGAUUGAAGGUUCCCAGUGCUACCGCUGGCGAGGAGCCCAACUUCAAGGGCAAGGUUGCCCUUAUUACCGGUGCUGGCAGUGGUCUCGGCCGCGCAUACGCCUUGCAGUUUGCUAAGCUUGGUGCCUCCAUCGUCGUGAACGACUUGGUCAACCCGGAUCCCGUUGUUGAGGAGAUCAAGAAGCUGGGUGGCCAGGCUGUUGGUAACAAGGCCUCUUGCGAAGACGGUGAUGCCGUUGUCAAGUCUGCCAUUGACGCCUUUGGACGCAUCGAUAUCCUGGUCAACAACGCUGGUAUCCUGCGUGACAAGGCUUUCACAAACAUGGAUGACAACCUUUGGAACUCCGUUGUCAACGUUCACCUCCGCGGUACCUACAAGGUCACCAAGGCCGCCUGGCCCUACAUGCUUAAGCAGAAGUAUGGCCGUAUUGUCAACACUGCUAGCACCAGCGGUAUCUACGGUAACUUCGGUCAGGCCAACUACGCUGCCGCCAAGCUCGGUAUUCUUGGUUUCUCCCGUACCCUGGCCCUCGAAGGCGCCAAGUACAACAUCAAGGUCAACACCAUUGCCCCCAACGCUGGUACCAACAUGACCCGUACCAUCAUGCCUGAGGAGAUGGUCCAGUCUUUCAAGCCUGACUACGUCGCUCCCCUGGUCGUCCUCCUUUGCUCCGACAACGUCCCUGGAGCUGGCACCAAGGGUCUGUACGAAUGUGGCAGCGGCUGGUUCUCCUGCACCCGCUGGCAGCGCUCUGGCGGUCACGGAUUCCCCGUGGAUGUGCAGCUGACUCCCGAGGAGGUUGCCAAGAACUUACAGAAGAUCAUCAACUUUGAUGAUGGCCGUGCUGACCACCCUGAGGAUGGCCAGGCUGGUGCUGAGAGAAUCAUGGCCAACAUGGCUAACCGCAAGGGCGGUGAUUCCGAGGGAGAGGGCAGCAUUCUGCAGAACAUCGAGAAGGCCAAGAGCCUGUCUGCUGAGGGUACACCCUUUGACUACGUCGACCGCGACAUCAUCCUAUACAACCUCAGCUUGGGUGCCAAACGCACUGACCUCCCUCUGGUGUACGAGAACAACGAGCACUUCCAGGCUCUGCCCACCUACGGUGUGAUUCCCUGGUUCAACACCGCCACUCCCUGGAACAUGGAAGACAUUGUGGCCAACUUCUCGCCCAUGAUGCUGCUGCACGGUGAGCAGUACAUGGAGGUCCGCAAAUUCCCCAUCCCCACCGCCGCCAACACCCUCACCUACCCUAAGCUCAUCGAUGUCGUUGACAAGGGCAACGCCGCCCUCGUGGUCGCCGGCUACACCACCAAGGACGCCAAGACUGGCGAGGACCUGUUCUACAACGAGUCGACUGUCUUCAUCCGUGGCAGCGGUGGCUUCGGCGGCUCUCCCAAACCCACCGCCGCUCGCCCCAAGGCCGCCACCAACGCGUACAAGGCUCCCCAGCGCCAGCCCGACGCCGUCGUUGAGGAGAAGACCUCCGAGGACCAGGCCGCUCUGUACCGUCUGAAUGGCGACCGCAACCCUCUGCACAUCGACCCUGAAUUCAGCAAGGUCGGCGGCUUCAAAACCCCCAUCCUGCAUGGCCUGUGCUCGCUGGGUGUCUCUGGCAAGCACGUGUUCGGCAAGUUCGGACAGUUCAAGAAUCUGAAGGUCCGCUUUGCAGGUGUUGUUCUUCCUGGCCAAACUCUCAAAACGGAGAUGUGGAAGGAAGGAAACACGGUUGUCUUCCAGGCUACGGUUGUGGAGACCGGUAAGCCGGCGAUUACGGGCGCUGGCGCUGAGCUCCUGGAGGGCGCUAAGGCUAAGCUGUAA